CAGUUCUUCGAGGCAAAGGUGACCCCAGGUGCGCGAGGACACCGUUUCACUACUCGGUGAGAUCUUAUCUGGAUAUUCUUGACAGACAAGUUCACGCGCACAGAAAGGCCCUCAUCUGUCCACCUGAUGGCAUGCAGAUCUCCAAACAUCUAAGGGGGCCAGUCUUAUUUCCGCCCCACAACUCUUCUUUUGCUCUUUGUGUGACCAUCUUCCUCCCACCCCUUCUUCUGUGACUUCCUUCUGGUCCCAACAUCCACCUGCUUCCUCAGUAUGGAUAUACUCAAUGAUGACGAGGAGGGAUGCUACCGCAACCGCACCGUCAAAUUCUUCUAUGAGGAGAGCGGCAAGAACAUCAGCGACCACUGGCGCAAACGGGAUUAUGUAAUCGUCACCAUGGGAAUGACCGUUUGCUUCAUUGUUAUUUUUUCCAACCUUUUGGUCAUAGGGGCUAUUUUUAAAAACAAACGUUUUCACUUUCCCAUCUACUACCUGUUGGGUAACCUGGCUUUGGCCGACCUAUUCUCAGGUGUUUCCUACCUCCACUUGAUGUUUCAUACUGGUCCCUGGACUAUUAAGCUGUCCAAGUACCAGUGGUUUGUGCGGCAAGGGCUGAUCGACACCAGCCUCACUGCCUCGGUCCUAAACCUUUUAGCGGUGGCCGUGGAGCGACACCAAACCAUCUUCAACAUGACGCUGCACAGUAAGAUGAGCACCCGCCGGGUUUUCUUCAUCAUAGUGUUCAUAUGGCUGGUGUCGAUUAUCAUGGGCCUGGUGCCCACCAUGGGCUGGCACUGCCUGUGCGACCUGCCGAACUGCUCCACCAUGGCGCCGCUUUACAGCCGCAGCUACCUGGUGUUCUGGGCCCUCCUCAACUUGCUGACCUUCUCCAUAAUGGUGGCCGUCUACACCCGGAUCUUUGUCUACGUGAGGCGCAAAAGCAGGCAGAUGUCGCAGCACACAACCCAGAUCAGACACAAGGAGACCGUGUUGAACCUGAUGAAGACUGUCUCCAUGAUCCUGGGCUGCUUCGUGGUCUGCUGGACCCCCGGCCUGGUGGUGCUGCUGCUCGACGGCCUGGGCUGUGAUAAGUGCCAGGUGCUGCGGGUCGAGAAAUACUUCCUGGUGCUGGCAGAGUGCAACUCCUUCGUCAACCCCAUCAUCUACUGCUUCAGGGACAAAGACAUGAGGAGCACCUUCAAAGAAAUCCUGACCUGCCUGUGCCGGCGGAGCCAGGACCACAGAGGCCUCUCCGAAGUCCACUUUAGCACCAUGGAGCACGAGGUACUGUCUGAGAGCAACGGAGCCGAUGACAGCAAUCACAAACAAAACAACCACUCGCACUAAAGACAGCCUAUGAAAUCAGAGCCCCCAAAAUCACACUGACUUCAGACAGAUGAUGAGGAGCCGUUUCCUGUUUGUUUUUUCUUUGAUGUCAGACUUUGCUGGACAAAUUUUCUUCUUUUGUGGUUUUAGCUUCCCUCAUCCAUUUUAGCUUAAAAGUGAGUUAACAAAAGAAAACAGUCCAGAUGGGGCUUUAUUAAGCAAACGUAAAAUGUGACCUUCCUGUUUACGCAUGCCCUCAGUCAGUUCUGGACACGUGUUGGCGUCAGUCACGUCCUGGUGUCUUUUUUUUUUUUUCAUCAUGUCAAUAAGGCAUUUUUUCAUUUUUCUUUAGAUGACAAAGCUCUAAAACAUAAUUUUUUUGUCUACCAACAUCAGAUUUUGAGUUGUUUAUGGUGGACAUGAACACAACUCAAACAGGCUCUUUAGCUUUGUAGCUGGAUUUUAAACUAUUCAUCGAAGCGCUGUUUGCACAAACACGGGUUUUUGAACAAGCAAGUCGAAUGGUCUUUAGAGACCUGUGAAAGUUACUGUAUGCGUCAAUAGAUGUUUGAGGGGGGGGUUGGGUCAGAAUAUAAAAUACCAACCUGGUUAACAAGGCUUCUCCAUGUCUGCAUGUUGAAGUGCAGAUGCAUCAGGUUUUUAGGGGGGGCGUCCCGAUGAUCUGCACAGACCGCACACAGUGAGCCAAAACCUGCAUUUCUUGCAGAAUAAAAGCCACUGUGCUCAGCAGAUGUUGUGUAUUAACCAAAGUGGUGUGAAUUUCCGAAAAAUAAAAACGUAACUGUGUACCAACUUUUACUUUGAAUUCAGUAAGCAGGCGCUGUAGGGACUCAGCCGAUCUGGUUUGGAUUUGUUUCUCUGAACGGAGGAGUUUUCCUUGCGGCGUUGAGUUUUUCUUAAAAAAAGAAAACCAUUACAAGAACCCGUGUUUGUGCCGACAGGGCCUAAGACACAUCUGACAUCCAACUGUGCAGUUGUUGACGUUGUUUGGUCUCAUUGCAGAGUCUUUGUUUGGUUUCUUUUAAUCUUACAAAAACCACAAGCUGCAAGCGAAUCGGUGCUCGGCUCGUUCAAGAGGUGCACAAGCCCACAUCGAUGAACACACUACAUACGCAGCGUGUUUGGAACCCUCGUGUCCUUUUUAUACGUGCAUUACCUUUUUUUCCACUCUUCUGACUCACUCAUGUGAAACUUUCAUAUGGAAAGGUGACAUCCGUAUGCACAGUCAUAUAGCAAGAGCACAUGCACGCCCCAUUACCACUCAUUUUGCAGGAAUGAGAUGCCUUCUUUUGUUCUGGAUGUCAGUGAGGAGUCGGCCUGUCACACAAAUAAAUGCCGCCACUAUCUCAGAGGCUCAGUGAUCCCUGCUCACUGUUAUCCAGAGGAAUAGGCAGGUCCCUUCCUUCCAAGUUAAGGGAAAAGUAAAGCGGUAGGACUAGGAAUUUGGACUUGGUUUCAAUUCUUGAACGAGCCAAAAAGGUCAACUGACAGGAACACAUUUGUCAAAGUUUACCUGUAUCU
Menidia menidia (Atlantic silverside) is the source of this 2865-nucleotide messenger RNA. NCBI's taxonomy places the organism in Eukaryota, Metazoa, Chordata, Actinopteri, Atheriniformes, Atherinopsidae. The record is from the annotation of a GenBank genome assembly.